Acinonyx jubatus (cheetah) is the source of this 855-nucleotide messenger RNA. RefSeq names its product keratin-associated protein 13-1-like. The coding region runs from base 68 to 553 and encodes 161 amino acids. The record is from RefSeq and is a predicted model, not a curated record. The transcript has a single exon. NCBI's taxonomy places the organism in Eukaryota, Metazoa, Chordata, Mammalia, Carnivora, Felidae.
UACUUGAGAAGCAAUAUUCAAGCACAGAAUCUUCUGUCACUCAGCUGAACUCCCAUCUCCUGCCAACAUGUCCUACAGCUGCUGUUCUGGAAACGUCGCCUCCCAGUCCCUUGGGGGCUACCUGCGCUACCCAAGCUCCUCCUGUGUCUCUUCUUCCCCCAGCAACCUGGUCUACCGCACUGACCUCUGCUCUCCCAGCCCCUGCCAGCUGGGAUCCUCUCUCUACAGCAGCUGUCAGGAGACCUGCUGUGAGCCCACCAGCUGCCGGACGUCCUGCGUGGUGUCCAGCCCCUGCCAGACGUCCUACUCCCUCCCGAGGACCUCCACAUUCUGCAGUCCCUGCCAGACGACUUAUUCUGGGUCUGCCAACUUUGGGUCCAGAAGCUGCUAUUCUCUGGGCUGUGGAUCCAGUGGCUUCAGACCCAUGGCUUGCAGAGUCCAAGGUUUCCCUUCCAUGAGCUAUGGAUCUCAGUUCUGUCACCCAUCCUUCUUGACUUCUAGGACCUUCCAGUCUUCUUGUUACAAACCAAUGUGUAGAUCUGGCUUCUACUGAUCACUUUACUAAAUUUCUAACCUUAUUGUUCAUCUCACUAAUACCUUUACUCAUAACCUUUAUUGUCUUCAUCACUUGCAGGAAGAAUUAGCUUCUUAUUCUUUGAUUAUCAAAUUCUCACCUAGUGUCUGCCCCCAAAUACUGGCUGACAGAUUUUAUUUGAAAAAUUCUCCAAUGAAUAUACUCCCUGAGCAUAAGGUCUAAAGUCUGCAUUGCAGAUAAGAUUCAUGUUAUUGGAUUUUCUUCCAAAAUUGUAUGAAAAACCAAAUGACUAUAAUCUAAUAAACUUACUGCUUCUGAUA